AUGACAGGCAGAUUCAUGGAGAAGUUGCCUGAAAAGAGUAUAGGAAAUUUCUUCAUGGUUAUGGAUAUUCUAACACACAACCAAACUGAACUGAAGCCGGAGUCAUUCCUUACUGAGCUCAGGAAGCAAAAGAUGAUGUUCCAAGGCAUAAGAAAUAUCCAAACCGCGUUUAGUAUUCUUUCGGGAAUUACUGUAGAAGAAGGUCAAAGAAGAUUUGAUAGUGUUUAUCUUUCUACAAGCUUGUGUGGGUAUUCUACAUAUGAGAUUGAUUUUGGGUGGGGAAAGCCUGUAAAAGCAACCGUGGCCGGAGAUCUAAGGAAGAAUAGCUUUAUUAUGAUGGAUGCGCCAAACAGGGACGGCAUUGAAGUACUCGUGUGUUUGGGAAAGCAUGACUUGGCCGUUGUUCAAAGUGACCCUGAGAUGCUUGCUUUUUGUAAUUAG
Lactuca virosa is the source of this 441-nucleotide messenger RNA. The record is from the annotation of a GenBank genome assembly. NCBI's taxonomy places the organism in Eukaryota, Viridiplantae, Streptophyta, Magnoliopsida, Asterales, Asteraceae.